AUGGUACUUUCGCCUAAACAUCUGCCACCCUCAUCUCCGAUGUACUGUUCCAUACACGCACCCACAUUCUUGCGACCCCGAGACCUUACGGUCCAUGUGCCAGAGGUGGACCAACAGACGACGACUGCAUCUGAUGACGAUUCCCUGUAUUUCAAUAAGCGACCACGUCAUCUGAGUUCAUCAUCAACGAAACCCUUUCGUCUUUUAAAAUCGCCGUACGCAUCCAUAGACAAUUGUCGAACAGAUAAACGUGCAAGGGACGAGCACAACGAGCAAGAACGAAGUCGUCGACGCGAGUUGGCUGUGAUCUACGAGUUGAUCCGUUGCAGUUUUUCAGAAGAUGAUCUUCGCUAUUUGGAGCCUUACAGUGGACCUAAAUCUAUCGAUAAAUUAUCUUAUCCGCAAGUUCUUCAAGUUGCCUAUCAUCUGUUACGGGAAGAAGAGCAUAACCUGAUGCUUUUUGAGCGAACUCUGGACGAAAUCAAACGAAUUGAGAAAGAGUUAGUCCAUGUUGGUCUGUCCGUGCCACAGCGCCCGUUCUAUCCUUCUAUAUCGGACGGUUAUUUUAAGGUGGUCCAGGUGGUGGACAGUCUGCUCAAACAUGACAAGAAGUUAGUUUCCUAA
Fasciola hepatica (liver fluke) is the source of this 624-nucleotide messenger RNA. The record is from the annotation of a GenBank genome assembly. NCBI's taxonomy places the organism in Eukaryota, Metazoa, Platyhelminthes, Trematoda, Plagiorchiida, Fasciolidae.